Magnolia sinica is the source of this 1743-nucleotide messenger RNA. RefSeq lists its product as uncharacterized. NCBI's taxonomy places the organism in Eukaryota, Viridiplantae, Streptophyta, Magnoliopsida, Magnoliales, Magnoliaceae. Bases 194 to 1594 code for a protein of 466 amino acids. The record is from RefSeq and is a predicted model, not a curated record. The transcript has 4 exons.
CUUACGGUGCUAUGAGAGCAUUGGAGCAUUUAUCCUUAUUCUCUUACCUCCCUCUUUAUUUCUUUUUCUUUUCGCUUGUCGCGGACGGCCAAAAACUCAGUGUUAUAAGAGGCAUCAAUGCCAGCUAGGGUGUGAAGAAGAAAUUAUAGUAAGGGUUACAUCCGAAGCUCUAUCAGCCUUCUUAGCUCGAAGCAUGGCUAUCAAGUUGAAGCUGUUGAUUGACAAGGAGAAAAAUCGAGUGGUGCUUGCCGAAUCCGACAACUACUUUGUUGAUACCCUCUUCAGCUUCUUGACAAUACCAAUAGGUGGUGUAGUUCGACUCAGCGGCGGGAAAUCCAAUAUUGGAUGCAUGGAUGCAUUGCAAGAGAGUGUAAAGAAUCUCGAUUCUCGGUUUCUACAGACACAGGCUGUGAGGGAGAUGUUGCUCUGCCCGAGAAGAGCGUGUGAAGCUCGAACCAAGGAUCUAGCACUAAAUGUCUAUUCGGAGCUUACAAGGAAUUAUGUAUGUACAGUAAAUUGCGCAAUAUUCCACCCUUUGAUCAGUACUGUUAAGAAUGUCCGAUGUCGCUGCGGAAGAGUGAUGGGUACAGAGGUAGUUGUUAAUAAGCCAAAUCCGGUUACGAACGGUAUCAAUGAGGGGGUCUUUGUGAAGAGGACAAUGAAGUUCAUGAUAGGCGAUGAUCUACAGGUAGGCCCCAUUUCCACGAUGACCUGCAUGGCACUACUUGACAAGCUUGGAGUGAGAGACAGGGCGGCUCUAGAGGAGAAGAGUGUGGAUGUGGGUGCCGAUGAGGCAUUGCAUAUACUGAGACGAUUGUUGGUCUCCAACACACCUUUGACGGACGUCUUUCUACCGAAGCCAGAGGCUGUUGAGGAUGCUUUUCAUGCCCUAAAGUUGAGCGACGAAGACAUAGCCAUAGAUAAGAAUGGCACGGGCAAGACGAUGAGCUUGAAGCUUCUGAUCAGCAAAUCCAAGAACAGAGUAUUGUAUGCAGAGGCCACAGAGGACUUCUUAGACCUUCUGUUCAGCUUCCUCUCCUUCCCUCUUGGAGCCAUUGUAAAUCUCUUGAGGCCAGGUUCUUCCAUUGGAUGUUUGGAUAACUUGUACAAGAGCGUGGAAGAUUUAAGCGGUGACGACAAUUGUAUCAUAUCCGAAGAAUGCAGAGCCAUGCUACUUGACCCCAAGCUAGCGCUCCACUCGGGGUGCGACAACCAGCUACUGCCAGUCGUAGAGGUGGAACCCAAUACAUUCGACCUUUCUAGUUUUAAAAAGACCCUACGAUUUCAUUUCAUAAAUCCGAAGUUGAGUGAUGCAGCCACAGGGUCUGGAGGAAGAUUUGUGAAGGGACCGGAGAUCAUGUUUAUGGUAACGGAUGGGUUGGAUGUGGAGCCUUUAUCGUUUAUUUCAGGCAUUUCCAUCCUAUACAGAUUCCAGGUGCCCAUCAGCGAUGUGCAGGAGCGAGUAGUAAGUGUAGGCCAGGAUCAGGCUCUCUCUCUACUGAAGGCUGCUUUGUGCUCCAGAACAGUUCUUAGUGAUGUCUUCUGUGGGAAGAAAGUAGAUCAAUCUCAAAUUAAAUUGGAAGGUGAUCAAUGACAAUAUCAAUUAGAUGGUUAGGAUAUACUUAUAUUGAACCAUGCCCUACUUACUAUAAGCAUAUUGGCUCUCUUUCGCCGUUUUACAAACUUUGAUUUGUAACUGAUUGAUGGGUGUUUGAAGCUUGGUAUUUAGGGAACACUUGCCAA